UCCGGGUACAAGGCUUGCAACUUCCUUCUGGUAACUCAGCAGGUAUUAGUGUAUAUGUGCGGUCUGUUGCGAGUGACUCUUCGGGGGUGCUGUGAGGGGAACUCAGGCAAGCUCAGGACUCCAGACAUGGAUGUACUUACCUAUGAUGAUGUGCAUUUGAAAUUCACUAAGGAAGAGUGGUCAUUGCUGGAUGCUUCUCAGAAGAGUCUCUAUCAAGGUGUGAUGCUGGAGACCCUUAGGAAUCUCACAGAUAUAGGCUACAUUUUGGAAGAUCAUUCUACUGAAGAAUAUUUUAAAACUUCUGGAAGACAUGAAAGAGACUCGCUUCCAGAACAAUUUCAGAAAGUGUUGCAGGCUCAAACUGGACUCAGUUCAUCAGCCUUUCAGACAGAACUUCAGUCCAACCCUGAGACUUCAAAGCAUGCAGAGACUGGAAAACAAAUGGAGGUAGUGACCUAUGAUGAUGUGCAUGUGAACUUCACUCAGGAAGAGUGGACAUGGCUGGAUCCUUCUCAGAAGAGUCUCUACCAACAUGUGAUGCUAGAGACCUGUAGGAAUCUUACUGCUACAGGCUACAUUUGGAAAGAACAAACUACUGAAGAAUAUUUUAAAAGUUCUAGAAGACAUGGAAGGCAUGAAAGAAGUUUUACUGGAAAGCAACCCUCUGAUUUUUUUCAAUAUGGUAAACCCUUUGCACACCAGAGUCAUACCAAAAGGUAUGAAAUAACAGAAAAUGGAGAGAAAUCCUAUGAAUGUAACCAAUGUGGAAAAGCUUUAUCACAAAAAUGUAGUCUCAAAAUACAUAAAAGAACACAUACAGGAGAAAAACCCUAUAAAUGUAAGCAAUGUGUUAAAGCCUUUGCACAAAUUGGUGAUCUCCAAAAACAUAAAAGAACACAUACAGGAGAGAAACCCUAUAAAUGUAAUCAAUGUGUUAAAGCCUUUGCACAAAUUGGUGAUCUCCAAAUACAUAAAAGAACACAUACAGGAGAGAAACCUUAUGAAUGUAACCAAUGUGGUAAAGCCUUUGGACGAAGCUUUGCUCUCCAAACACAUAAAAGAACACAUACAGGAGAGAAACCCUAUGAAUGUAACCAAUGUGGUAAAGGCUUUGCACAAAAUAGUCAUCUGCAAACCCAUAAAAGAAUGCACACAGGAGAGAAACCCUAUGAAUGUAUCCAUUGUGGUAAAGCCUUUGCACAAAGCAGUCAUCUCCAAAAGCAUAAAAGAACGCACACAGGAGAGAAACCCUAUAAAUGCAAUCAAUGUGGUAAAGCCUUUGCAGUCACAUGGUCUCUUCAAGAACAUAAACAAACACAUACAGGAGAGAAACCUUUUGAAUGUAACCAGUGUGGUAAAUCCUUUGCAGGAAGGAGUAAUCUCCGAGCACACGAAAGAACACACUUAAGAGGAAAAGCCCUGUGAAUGUAACCAGUGUGGUUAAACUUUUUAAAAAAUCAGUGGUCUUCGCAUGCAUAACAGAGCAUAUAUGCUCUUACACCUGUCUUGCUCUUUGCUCUCUUUUAUUCUCUGCUCUUCUCCUUUGUCCCUACUCUCCCCACCCCUUUCCUCCACCUUUCAUGGCUGGCCUUUUUUCCUCCUCUCUUUUACUCUUCUUCUUUCAUUAAACCUCUUCACCUGGAAAAAAACAUAUAGUUAAGGGAAACCUUUGACUGGACCCAGUGCGUGAAAGCUUUUUCACAAAGCAGAGAUCUCCAAAAUAAUACAAGACGGAAACUGUGAAAUGUAUUCAAUGUGGUUUUAAAACUUUUUCACAAAGAAGUGGACUCCAAAUACAUAAACACGUUCAGUGGAGAAACCCAAUGAAUGUCAUCAAUGUACUGAAGUCCUUUUCCAUCACAUUCAUCUUCAAAUCCAUGAAAGAACAUGUAGUGAAGAGAAAUGCUCUGACUGUAAGUAAUGUGGUAAAACCUUUGCACAAAACAAUCAUCUCCUAGCAAAUUAAAUAAUACACACGGCAUAUAAACCCUAUGAAUAUAAGCAAUAUGGUAACCCUUUUGACAAUUACAGUACUCUUCAAGCAAAUAAAAGAAGACACAAAGUAACCCUAUGUAUACAAACAAUGGGAAAAGCCUUUGUAUAUUGCAAUCAUCUUCAAAUACAUAACAGAAGACAAACAGGUGAAAAACCCUAUGAAUGUAAGCUAUAUGGUAAAGCUUUCACAUGUCAGUCAGACUCAAAGGCACAAAAUAAACCAUAGUGUAGAGAAAUGUUCUCAGUGUAUUUAAUAAAAUCCUAUGAGUUCAUUUAAUAUUGUGAAGCCUUCAGGGAUUUCUAUAGUCUCCAUCAUCAUGAAAUAAUCCAUACUGUGGAGAAACUAUGUUAAUGCAUUUAAGAUAGAGAAGACUUCUCAAUCAUCACACAUCCUCAUCAUCCCAGAGUGGGGAAAAUAACCUAUGAAUGCAUUGAACAUAGUGAAUCAUUUGCACAUUUCUACAAUCUUUAUCAUCAUGAAAGUAAUCAUACUGUAAAGAUAUGUGUAUAAACAAUGUGGUAAAGCCUUUGUGGAAUGGGGUCCUCUAAAAUCCAGCACAACUUAGGUGAAGAAAAUGACAGGAAUUUAUUGGAAUAAAGCUGCUCCUGGAUCAUUGUCAGAAAAUGAACUCAGGUCCUAAACUGUGACAAGUGAGACAGCCUACUAUUCAGUGUGAGUCAGAGUGUGAUAGAGCUGCCAUCCCACAGUCAAAACCUCUGACCCAGAAUUGUCUUUGAAAGAACAAAAAUGGAAAAGAGCCUCAGAAAAAGGAGGUCCAAAUAUGGUACCAGCUCAGGAAGGUACCAUGGUCUGAAACUAUUAUUCAUGCAAUGGUAUGCUUACAAACAGGGGCCUAUCAUGCAUGCCUUCUCAGAGGCCCAACUAAGCAGCUAAAAGAGUCAGAGAGAGACAAUUACACCCAAGCAAUGGGGAGAAACUGGUGAUUCCUGUGGUUGAAUAAGGAAAAACCUGGAAGAACCUGAAGACUGAUCGUAUAGGAAUACCAGCAGUGACAAAUGACCUGGACACCUGGGAUGUCUCAGACACUGAGCAACCAACCAGGCAGCAUGCACAUGAUGAUAUGAGACCCCCCAACACAUACAGCAGAAGACAUUUGUGUCUGGACUCAUUCAGAGAAGAUACACCUAACCCUCAAGAGACUUAGGGCCACAGAAAGUGGGAUGGUGAGAUGGGGACAUCCUCUUGGAGAUGGAGGAGGAGGUGUAGGAUAUUUAACUCUGACAGGGUGACCUGGGAGGGGCAUAAGUCAGGACUGUGAAAAAAGUUUAAACAAUAAAUAAAAAAACUAAGAGGAAACAGAAA
Rattus norvegicus (Norway rat) is the source of this 3319-nucleotide messenger RNA. The record is from RefSeq and is a predicted model, not a curated record. Lineage: Eukaryota; Metazoa; Chordata; Mammalia; Rodentia; Muridae.